ACAAAUCUACCACUCUCUCUAUCUCUCUAAAAAACCACACAAAGGAUCUUACAACAACGCAAGGCAAAUCUCGAAACAAAUCAAAGCAAAGAUCAUGAAUACAAUUCCGGCGGAACUCACCGGAUACUUCCAUUAUCUACCACCGGAUAAAUAUAAUAACCAAACACCAGUCAUGGAGUCUGAGUACUUCAACAUGCCCUCUUCUCCUACCUCUUCUUCCUCCUUCUACCACCUCAACGGUCUGAUCAACAACAACAACAACUACUCGUCAUCAUCCAACGGUCAAGAUCUAAUGGCCAGCAACAACUCAACAUCGGACGAAGAUCACCAACAAAGCAUGAUCAUCGAUGAGAGGAAACAAAGAAGAAUGAUCUCUAACAGAGAAUCCGCUCGUAGGUCAAGGAUGAGAAAGCAGAGACAUCUCGAUGAGCUUUGGUCUCAAGUGAUAAGACUUCGUACUGAUAACCACUGUCUUAUCGAUAAGCUGAACCGCGUAUCUGAAAGCCAUGAGCUUGCCUUAAAAGAGAACGCUAAGCUUAAAGAAGAAACUUCUGAUCUCAGACAGCUUAUCUCUGAGAUUAAGUCAAACAACGAAGAAGACAACAGUUUUCUAAGAGAGCUCGAAGAUUCUAUAUCGAACUCUAGAUCAGAUUCGAGCCAAAGAGGCAGAGAUUUUGAGUUGUGUUAAUGAUCUUGAUCAUUGUUCUGCUUUUCUCAAGAAUGUAGAUUUCAUAAGGAUCAUAUUGUGUUAUAUGAUAUAAUAAUAUUAUUAA
Capsella rubella is the source of this 773-nucleotide messenger RNA. RefSeq names its product basic leucine zipper 43. Lineage: Eukaryota; Viridiplantae; Streptophyta; Magnoliopsida; Brassicales; Brassicaceae. The record is from RefSeq and is a predicted model, not a curated record. Gene Ontology annotation, molecular function: DNA-binding transcription factor activity. Gene Ontology annotation, biological process: regulation of DNA-templated transcription. The transcript has a single exon. The coding region runs from base 95 to 688 and encodes 197 amino acids.